Dermochelys coriacea (leatherback sea turtle) is the source of this 3959-nucleotide messenger RNA. Its product is annotated as homeobox protein box-5-like. Lineage: Eukaryota; Metazoa; Chordata; Testudines; Dermochelyidae. Gene Ontology annotation, biological process: cell differentiation; regulation of transcription by RNA polymerase II. Gene Ontology annotation, cellular component: nucleus. The transcript has 4 exons. Gene Ontology annotation, molecular function: DNA-binding transcription factor activity, RNA polymerase II-specific; RNA polymerase II cis-regulatory region sequence-specific DNA binding. The record is from RefSeq and is a predicted model, not a curated record. Bases 2353 to 2622 code for a protein of 89 amino acids.
AAUCUCUGAGGCAGAGGCGCGGCCAGGGGGCUCCACGUGCUGCCUCCGCCCUCAGGCGCUGCCCCCCGCAGCUCCCAUUGGCCCAGUUCCCGGCCAAUGGGAGCUGCGGAGCCGGCGCUCACGGUGGGGGCAGAGCGCAGAGCCCCCCCCCCGGCCGCCCCUGCGCCUCGGAGCUAGAGGGAGAUGUGCACUAUCGGACUAAUGGUGUCCCGGUCAUACAUCGGUCGGGACCCGGGAGAAAGAGUUAAUUAUCGGCACAGUCUCGAUUUUAUCGGGGCGUCUGGCCACCCUACUCCCCAAUGCCCUUUGACCCCUGACCCCACAGCCCCAAUCCCAGUGAUCUCCCCCCACCCCCACCCCCAGUGGACAUAGACUCUGGAUCUCACCCCACCCAUGGCCCGGAUGUUUUUCCUCCACCUUUGCACCCGUCCCCCAGGCCAGGGCUACGGCCUCCUCCCAAAGCUUUUCACGCCCCUGGUGUGGGUGGCCCCAUUGGGCCCAGCCCAUAAGGGGGCGGGAGGUUGUUUGGGUCUUUGGCUCGUGUCCUUCCACCGCAACCACGGCCUUUGACAAGGCUCGGCACGUAGCCCUGGCGAGAUCUUCCAUGGUGUGCGGCUCCUCUGGGAACCGGCAUGUCAACAGCUGGUCCGUGUGUCUCCGCAGUCCCCUGCAUCUGGGUCGCUAGAAUAGCAGGCUGACUUUCGAGCUUCUCCAGGCUCCAGGUCGACCUAUCGUAAUCAUUCCAUGUUGCUUGCAACCUCUCUUCUGACAUCCAGAGCAGCCAUUCCAGCAGGCACAUAAAGGUUGUUCACACUGCAUUAAACCACCAGACCAGCUGCAAUCCUCUGUUCAGAAGACAAGCUAGGGGCAGAAUAGUGGGAUGUACCAAUGCAUCCCCGGAUGUAGUUCCAACAAUUUGUUGUCCUCACUUGUGAACCGGACAGCUUGUUUUUUCCUUUGCAGACUUUGCCAUCACUCGAUUCGCACUUUGCUCAGCCUGUACGCCGGCGUUCACGGUGAAGGUCAAGCUACGUGCAGCCAGGCAGACAAAUCCGCGUCUCCUGCCCGAAAGAAAUGUAUUCAUCACCUUCUGGGGAUCAGCACCAACUCACUGCAGAUGCAUAACUCCUUGCGCAUUAGCCAUAUGCAGGUUUUGCGAUGAUUAUGGCGCCUGGCAUGAUGCAGGCUUUGAGAAGAGAUCUCACACCACUACCUCUGAGGAACUAUGCAGAAACCAGCCCAGGGAACCCUGUGAUCUCCAGCCAGCCGGCCUCAGCAGCUCCCUGGAUCACCGCGCAUGGGACGACUUGGAGAUUCUCAAGCCAGAAGGGAUCAUUCUGAUCAUCCCGCCUGAGGCCUUCCCGGCCAGGGUCAGGGAAUCCAGCUAGCCAGCCACGCCUGCAGCCAGCCCAGAUCUGGUGGUUGAGCUAGAGAGGCGCUUUUACAAAGAGAUGUCCAGUUGUGAUUUAAAGAACUUUUUGCAGUUUUGCUGUUGCUUUCUCUGCCCUGGGUGGAUUGGGUGUUUGCUCCAACCUUCCCACUCCCCAGCGUCUCUUCACCUCAGUCCCCUCCACCCCCACUCCCCUUCCCUGCCCCCUCACCCCUUCCCUUCUCUUUGCAGUUAACGUAUCCCUUCUGAACUAAACCCACCCCCCCAAAUUAAGAUGCUGUUUACUGCCAUCCCAUUGUUCAGGACUCCUGGAUUCUAACCCUGGCUCUGGGAGGGGAGUGGUGUCUAUUGGUUAGAGCAGGGGGGGGCUGGGUUCUCCCCCCAGCUCAGGAAGGGGGUUGGGUCUAGUGGGUUAGAGCAAGGGGGCUGGGAGCCAGGACGCCUGGGUUCUAUUCCCAGCUCCAGGAGGGGAAUGGGGACUAGUGGGUUAGAGCAGUGCGGCUGGGAGCCAGGACUCCUGGGUUCUGUCUAAUGGUUAAUUCCCCUCCCUUUGAACAAUUUGCACUUUAUUUCUAGCCUGAUUUUCUCUCGUUUCAGUUCCCAGCCAUCCAAUCUUGCUCUGCCUUUGUCUGCUGGAUUAGGGAGCCCUCUGCUCUCAGCAAAUCUCUCCCUGCCGAGGGGCCGAGACAUGGGGGGGGCAGCUGUGCCUGCGUCAGUCAGUCUCCCAGGAGCCCUGUUGUAUAAUGGGAAGGGGGUGCAAUUGGGUUACGUGUGCCCCAGCGCUCCCCGCCGGGGAUUAGAGGUUGAGCAGGUAAUUAGUUAAUUGUGGCCCCUCUGCUUGCAGACUCUUUUGUGCUUCUUCUGGUGCCUUAAUCCCGAAACCAGCAGCUGGAUCAAGCGUUCUCCUGACAACGGCCGGGGCACCGGGGAACUGGCAGGGUAACCGGAGCCUUUGGGGAGAGAUGAAGCCAAAGGCAGAAGCGAAGUGCGGGAGCCCCGGCCGGGCCUCCCGCAGCCCCCGCGUCCCCUUCUCUGCGGCCCAGAUCGGCGUCCUGGAGGGCAGCUACCGGCAGACACGCUACCUGAGCAGCAGGCAGGUGGGGGAGCUGGCCACGCUGCUGGGGCUCAGUGAGACCCAGGUGAAAAUCUGGUUCCAGAAACCAGGCGAGCACGGGAAAGGCGGGACUUCUGAAGGAGCAGCCAUCCAGCAGCACUGCCCUGGAGGGGGCUGAGCCGGCCCAUGUUGCCCCCACUCGACUGGCACCAAUGCCAGGGCCGGGUGGCACCAGGAUGCUGCCACCUUGAGCCACUGUGGCCUCGGGCGUCUGCUCGCAAUGGAGCCAUUUGUGGGUGCAAAGAGGCCUGGAGGUUGCCAUUGGGGGGGCCCUCGGAUUGGGGUGAUGGUCCCCCUAUGGGCUGUGCACCUCCUCCACCCUGUUGUUACAGGGCACCCAUCAAACUCCAGCCCCCCCAAUUGCAAACCGGUCCCCCUCCCUCCCCAAAUCUUCAGCCAGAAUUUGACCCCCCCAGCUGGGAUGUGUACCCCAAACUCUGACUGAGCUUGUGGGGGCAGGACUGACACCCGCAGACACAGGAGCCAUCCGGCCCAGCUGCUUGGUGCCUCCCCUGUGCAACGAAUUGGGGAGGGUCUCAGCCUGGCCCUUUCCCCUGACUCUCUUUCAAAACCAGCCAUUCAAUUAGCACUCCAGGCCAGAGCUUCCCGCUGGCCCACCCUGGGGUCCCUCUCCCCUGGAGCACCCCCUGCUGGGCCCCAUCCCCAGCGCUGACCCGAACCUCCGUUCAAGGGCAAAGGAUGACUGUGCAGAGCAUGGGGGGAGGGGUGGGAGAAGGGCAGGAUGCCCUGGCCCCUGCCUCUGACCUUCAGCCUCUGCCAACUCUUCAGCCAGGGGCAAGGUUUUGGCUUGAACUGAAGGGAUUCGGACUCAGCAGGCGUUACCCUCCCCUGCCACACCCCCCCGCCCCCAGUCUCCCCCACCAGGGGUGAGCCAGGGCUUAGACUGUCCUGUGUCUGUGACACACAAGGAAUCAGAUUCUGAUCGCAGCCACCCCGGGGUCAAUCCAGAGUCACCCCCCGGCUGUAAUGAGUCAGGGCUGAAUUCAGAUCUCAGCCCCCUCCCCCCCGGCCCCCCCGGGGUCAAUCCAGAGUCAACCCCAGGCUGCACUGGGGACAGAGCUGGAAUCAGAUCUCAGCCCAGUGGGGUCAAUUCAGAGUCACCCCUGACUGCAAUGGGGUCAGGGCCGAAUUCAGAUUUCAACCCCCACGUGGUCAAUCUGGAGUCACCCCCGACUGCAAUGGGGACAGGGCUGGAGUCUGAUGUCAGAAAUAGCCAUGUAAAUCUGGGCUCAAUCCACUGAAGUAAAUGGAGUCACUCUGGUUUGACACAGAGACCAGAAACUGUCUUUCUGUCAAAUCCAGCUCUGCUCUAGGGAGCCUGAUUGCCAAGGGGAGCCUGAUUGUGGGGGAGCUGCCCUCAGUCCUGAGAUAUCUGCUGUGGGGCGGGUGUGAUCUGUGUCAUGGGGGGACAAUAAACCCGCUUUGAUCCCAGCA